AUGAAAGGGAUAAACAGCUACCAUUUCCUUUGGAUUCACUUCCUCCUUUUCGAGUCAUAUGAACUGAUAUUUAUCGAAUCCAUAGAGGCCUACUGCAACUUCGUCGGUAAGGGCCGGCUGGGCAAAUGGGACAGUGUUGGAGCAAGUUCUUGCAGUUCUUCAAGUGUCCUAAAAAGAAACAAUAAGGGUAAACAAAAAAAGGCAUCCGGUCCCGAACCUGCGAGCAAGAACAUUCACCAUAUAACUACCAUACAGAGCUGGGAGGAAAGUCUAACAGAGGCAACCAGAGAUGGAAAGACACUCGUUGCGAAUUUCAGUGCACCAUGGUCGGCUCCAUGCAAGUCGAUAGCACCAGUCUACAGCGAACUCGCGGAUAAAUAUACUUCUCUCAUGUUCCUAACCGUGGACGUCGAUGCACUUGCGGAAUUCAGUAAUUCAUGGGAGAUAAGUGCAACACCAACAUUCAUUUUUAUUAAAGAAGGAAGGCAAGUGGACAAGUUUGUGGGUGCCGACAAGGUAGAACUCAAGAAGAAGAUAGCAGCAGUUGCUGCCUGCAAGUUUUGA
Messenger RNA from Hibiscus syriacus, 564 nucleotides. RefSeq names its product thioredoxin H4-1-like. The coding region runs from base 1 to 564 and encodes 187 amino acids. Lineage: Eukaryota; Viridiplantae; Streptophyta; Magnoliopsida; Malvales; Malvaceae. The record is from RefSeq and is a predicted model, not a curated record. The transcript has 5 exons.